AUGAUCUUAUGUGUGGGUCCGACGGCGUCGGGAAAGACAUUACUAUUAAAACGACUUCAAAACAUUGAUUCCCAGAUCGCAAACUAUUUGGACAUUCCCUCUACGGUCUCAACCGUUGGAACUAAUAUUGUUUUCAUUAAAUCAAAGACUAAGACAACGAACGUUGAAGAAGUCGGCGGUUCUAUGGAUGAGAUUUGGCACCAAUACUAUGCCGACAGUCAGGCAAUCAUUUUUGUGAUCGAUUCAACUAAUUUGUCCACAAUUGGCAAUUCAUGUGUUUCGCUCUUUCAGAUGGUGUCCGACAUUAAUGUCAAGAAUACUAAACCAAUUCUUAUAGUUCUCAACAAAACGGAUAUCAAUUGCACAGCGAAUAAAGAGGAGAUCCGAUAUCUAUUAAUGAUCGACAAUUUGAUUGAUUCACUUCCCAAUCAAAGAAUCCAUGUCUUGGAAGUGAGUUGUGUUACCGGAAAGGUGGUGGAAUACAAGACGGCUAAACCCAACUCGAUAUUCAUGAGACCGUACGGCGGGUACCUAUUCCUCGGCAUUGUUGGCGCCGUCAUAGUUGGCCACCAGUUGAGGAUCAGAUACUUUCCCGGCGGAGACCGAAUACUGGCCAAAGUGGCACAGUUUGGAUACAAACGGCAUUUGCAAACGAAGCCCGAUAUUAAAUAGUUUAUUAGUUUUGUUAUGAAAAUUAAUUAUAUAUAAAAUCAAUUCAAUUGUAUUUAAGCGAUAGAUCUUUGAUUAGUUGUAAAAUAGGCUCAAAAUUGUUUUCACUGCAAAUUGUAAUCGCAUUUAGUUUUGUGUUUUCAAAUAAAUCCGUGAUUUCGCUCUUAAA
This is a messenger RNA of Medioppia subpectinata, 838 nucleotides long. NCBI's taxonomy places the organism in Eukaryota, Metazoa, Arthropoda, Arachnida, Sarcoptiformes, Oppiidae. The record is from the annotation of a GenBank genome assembly.